CUGAUUGCCGACAAAAGGAAAUUCAACGGUGGCCCGGUUGGAAGAUCGAAAGGCCGCGUCCGCGAAGCGUUCCCUGGCCGUGGUGAAAAAGCAGCGCGAUAAAAAUACGAAACUGCGCCGUAUCUGCCCGUGAGGAUCUCGCUGCGCGGACACCUCCCGUGUAGAAAUACGUGACGCGUCGUGUGUUCCGACCAUUCCGACAGUGCGAAUCGCGACAGCGCGCUUGACCAGCGCAGUCGGCCUACGUUUAGAAGGCAGCCAUCUUGCAAUCCCUAAUCAAAGAUCCACGGCAAGCGCGUAUCGCUGUCUGGUUUUGCGGCCAGUUAAUAUCAACACACAGUUCAUCAAAUGGCUUUAAAGCGAAUUAAUAAGGAACUCCAGGACCUUGGCAGAGAUCCGCCAGCACAAUGCUCGGCUGGACCUGUAGGAGACGAUUUAUUCCACUGGCAGGCAACAAUCAUGGGACCACCUGACAGUCCGUAUCAAGGAGGAGUAUUUUUCCUAACAAUACACUUUCCAACAGAUUAUCCUUUUAAACCUCCUAAGGUGGCAUUCACGACUAGAAUUUAUCAUCCCAAUAUCAACAGUAAUGGAAGUAUUUGUUUGGAUAUUUUACGAUCUCAAUGGUCUCCCGCACUCACUAUAUCAAAAGUGUUAUUGUCAAUAUGCUCCUUGCUGUGCGAUCCAAAUCCAGAUGACCCACUGGUACCAGAGAUAGCCAGGAUAUACAAAACCGACAGGGAGAAGUAUAAUGAAUUGGCACGUGAAUGGACGCGCAAGUAUGCCAUGUGAUGCGCCAAUCUCCAUUGACUUCAACAUCCAAACACCACCAAGAAACAGCCCCAGCCUAUUGCCACUUACGCAUCAGCACCGAUUGAAAUUAGCUAUGGCUCGUAUACUUUUAAACUUAAGCAGUAUUCGGGCCCGAGGAAUCCUCAGGCAAACGUGAUCGAUCUGAACUUCUCGCGGUUCGUCAAGUCCGCGAAAAACGUUGCCACAACGGCAAUUGAGGCAAUUUUGAAGGUGGUCAUCCAGCAUUAUAUAUAUUGAAUCAGACAACACAUGUCCGCUUUGUUUUUUCAUAAAUAAAAAAAAUGGAAGUAACAUAUAGGAGAGUGAAAGUAGGAUUUGUAUUUAAAUCUAAUAGAUUGGUUUCUAAUUAUUAUUGUGCUUAUGAUAAUUGUAACAUUACGAUACCUACUUUCUCAGUGAAACUAAAAAAAACUUUGAACUGACAGCACAUCGAUUGUUAGUCUUAACGCAAGUGAGCAAUGUUUGCCCGUCCCUUGAAACGAUGUGGUCACUCUUUUGUAAGACUGGGCUAUAUAUAUAUAUAAAUAUUACUGAAACUGUACGUGUAUGCUUUGUUCAAUUAUUAAAAUUCCUUAUACCUGACAAAUUCUACGAGUAACUCGAAAUCUGUGCUUUUGGUUCCUGUGUGUGUGUGUAGUAAUUUAAUUAUGCAUAUCGUUAAUCGGCAAGUGGCAACCGUGCAACUUUAAGUAAUCGGAAGUAUCUGGAAACGCUGGAUAAAAAGAUUGUCUGAUACCUGGAAUAUGGUCUGCAGUAUCGCAGGCAGGUCUAUGAGGUUCGUUAUGUAUUAUUGAAAGUAUAAGCGGAUCGCUCGUAUCAUCCUUUUUUGGCUUUAUGCCGAUAGGAAGCGGUUGAUGGGUCACUUGAACGAUAAAUGAUGUAAGGGAGAACAAUUCCGAUUAUUUAAAUUUACAUACGUAUCGCGUUAUGAAUUAGGCGGCAAAUACGUCGACGAUGCGACGGGAUCGCUACUGGAUUGUUAAAAUCUCAGCGACUCGUCUCGCAUAUGGUGCAUAAAUGCACGCUAUUAAGUUUAUGCGUCGCGUUUUGCGAAUCAGGAAUUCGCAUUACUCGUCGUCCAUCGCGACACUAUUUUACUCGCAUCAAUACUUUUUACUGCUGUUUUGCGUGCAGAUGUUUCUUUAAGCAGCGAUUUUUUUUAUUAUUAUUUAGUUUUCGCGACCAGAUGUUUUUCCUUUCAUCCACAAUAUAAACGCGUAUAGUUGCGAUGCGUAACUGUACUGUCCAUUGCUGUGGACGAACGAUAGACUUAAAUGCAAUCUGUUAUUUAAACGUUACGAUUACAAUAUUGUAUUCCCGAUAUAUUGUGGCUGUAAGGGUAAGGCGAUGUGAUUACAUAUUAUUUCUUAAAAAUCUAGCUAUAUACAAAAUGAACAAAAUGUGUCGUUAAAUUGCGAAAUGUCAUUCAGCGCGAUAUAGUUGAUUUAAGAUUAUAUGAAACUACAUAAUUGCACUGUUUUGAUGGUGCUAGCAGUGUGUUUUUGGCUUCUACUCAUAGUUAAAUAAAAUCUGAUACGUCAUUUUAAAAAGAAAGAUAUGAUUACUUAACUAGUGCGUAAGUAAAACGAUUUUGUCUUGCGAACCACGUGUAAAGCGCGCGUUAGAGCGAAACGUCUCAAUGUAAUCGGUGCUUAAAUACGGCAAGCUGAUGGAGCGACUAAAGGAACCUAGAGAAGACAAAUCGAUUAGUAUAUAAUGCGGCGGCCCGCUGUUUACGCCGACCUUGUCUCAUACGACCGUGUAUUUGCUGUAAUUUAAUUACGAGUAAACGCGUCGAAUCUGAUAUUUAAAAGUUAUAGCCCUCGAAAAGAAAAUUGAUCAUCGUUCACUCUCUAGUAGAAGACGACUAUUCAUGUGUAUAAUUAAUUAUUACUACCGCAAUAAUGAACAUUUUUAAUAACUUAUCUUGUGUACAUUUUAGCAUUAGCCCUUUAUAUAAUAAAGUCCACAUGAUGAUAAGGUAAA
Molecule: messenger RNA, 2799 nt
Organism: Acromyrmex echinatior (Panamanian leafcutter ant)
Lineage: Eukaryota; Metazoa; Arthropoda; Insecta; Hymenoptera; Formicidae
Gene: eff
Product: ubiquitin-conjugating enzyme E2 eff
Source: RefSeq, a predicted model, not a curated record